GACGGGAUGGUCCAAGUUUGGGCCGCAGAAUCAGGGAAGAGAGGUGGAAAUGGAUAAACCAAAUUGUUUUCAGCAUUUUGUACAGCCUAUUAAAAACUUGGGAUUGUUGACUUGGACGCAUCUUUCAGGAUGACCAGAACAGCGACUGUCCGGAGAUACGGCAAAGCGACGACGAAGUCAAGGGCAGAGCGACUCUUCGCCGAGUUACCAAAGAGCCCGUCGAAAAAGGCUCCAGAAGCGGAGGAAACCAUAAAUCUCAUAACAGAUCAACUCGAGUCAAUCUCACUAAAUGAUCAGACGCGGUAUGGUGAGGAUGCUCGGCAGGAGUCUCUAGAAGACAUCGCAGCACCCGAAGCCCCUAAACCAGGCUCUCAGACGGAAGAGUCAGCCUUGCAGGACUCUUCACAAUUCUGCGACGAUGAAUUGAGAGUCUUGGCGUGGGAUGACGUUUGCCCCUUUGGAGACCGGAUAGAGAAGAUCGCAGAGGCGUCAUAUGCCGAGGUCUAUCGGAUCACGAAUGAAAGGGGAACGAGCAUCAUCAAGGUUAUCCGGUUGGAAUCACCCAUCAAACCUCAGACGAAGGCCCAGGAAAGGUCCGAAUUGGUUGACGAAGAACCUCACUCCGAAGAUGAUCUAGUCGGAGAGAUAAGGAUAUCCGAGUGGCUUGCCGAUAUUCCAGGAUUUGUUGUCUACAAAGAGCGAUACGUUGUGCAAGGGAAGGCGCCGAAGCCUUUGCUGGAAACGCAUCAGGCAUUUCAGCGGAAGGCAAAGCGGAAAGACCCAGAUCGGUUGCAGUUCUACCCUUCUCCGAGUCGGUACCUCGAGGACACGCGAUUCUUGGUGGUCGAGCUAGGGGACGCAGGCAUCGCACUGGAAGAUUUUGAGCUCACUUCAACUGCUCAGCUCUGGGAUAUUUUCCUCCACACGGCCGUGGCUCUAGCUAGGGCAGAGGACUUGGUCAAUUUUGAGCACCGCGACCUCCAUGAGGGUAAUUUAUGUGUUCGUCAAACUGGAACACCACUGGCAAAGCGGGACGAGAGCCCUUGUCAGUUUGGAUACUCUGGCAUUGACAUCACCAUUCUCGACUACGGACUAUCUCGCGCCGAGGACACCGAGACCACGAGCGAAGAGGCAUUCACGGUUGCGUGCGACCUGGAAAAGGACCUGAGUAUCUUUACCAGUACACAUGCUCUGCAGUGCAAGGUUUAUCGACAAAUGAGAUCAUUUCUCCUGAAAGGAGAUCGUGUGUGUCUGCCACCCAAGUCACAUACCAAACCCUACGAGUUGGGCAUUGACGGACCAAUCUCCUGGGACGGCUACUAUCCUUACACCAAUGUUCUCUGGCUCGCGUACAUAUAUCAGUACUUGGUUGACAACUUCACGGGAGAAAAGAAGGAGCUGGCCCAAUUCAAGCGCACCACCAAGGAGUUUUGGUUACACCUGAACCCCGAAGCGCCACGCGUGGUCCUGUCCUUCUCUAGGGCGGGCGACGCGGUGCGAUAUGCGGUGGAAGCGGGUUGGAUGACCGAGGACCAGCUGGUGGGGGAAGGAGGCAAGGUGGUCGAGGCCGAGUUCGCAAGCGUUGCCUGUAACGAGAGCAUAAUCGAGGCGCCCUUCCCGGAAGUGGAGGAUGCCCAUCUGCGACGGUCACCUCGACGGCGCGUGCAGAGGGCGUUGGAAUAGGAUGCAUGCUCUCAGGGCCGGGCCGGGCCAUCGAGAAAGAGAGAGUGCAUGAUAGCGACGGCGAAUUU
Phialemonium atrogriseum is the source of this 1751-nucleotide messenger RNA. RefSeq lists its product as uncharacterized. Gene Ontology annotation, cellular component: cytoplasm; nucleus. The coding region runs from base 130 to 1683 and encodes 517 amino acids. The record is from RefSeq and is a predicted model, not a curated record. NCBI's taxonomy places the organism in Eukaryota, Fungi, Ascomycota, Sordariomycetes, Cephalothecales, Cephalothecaceae. Gene Ontology annotation, molecular function: histone H3T3 kinase activity; ATP binding. The transcript is spliced from 2 exons. Gene Ontology annotation, biological process: protein phosphorylation; mitotic cell cycle; intracellular signal transduction.